Erythranthe guttata (spotted monkey flower) is the source of this 2334-nucleotide messenger RNA. The record is from RefSeq and is a predicted model, not a curated record. Lineage: Eukaryota; Viridiplantae; Streptophyta; Magnoliopsida; Lamiales; Phrymaceae.
AUAAAUGGCGGAUAUAUCCUGUUUCAGACCGGGGCCCCCCAAUAAACCAAUCAAACACCAGUCCACACUAUUCCGGCCAUUGAUUUGAAUCACUGUCAAGUGGGAAUACUUUUCCCGGUCACCCCCUACCCCCACCCCCCACCCCCCUACUGGGUUUCCAAGAAAGAAUUGACUUUCUUGAUUUCCCUUAUUACACAACCCGAAACACGGUCGCCAUCUUUGUUUUACUUUUUGUUUUUCCGGUAAAGUUGUUGGAAGAAAGAAGAAAUGGGUCAUGGAAAAUCCAAACCCGAAACCCCGGAUGAGUCAACGAAUUCACGAAUUCAGAAACUCCGGCAGCGCCUCCACCUCCAGCGCCCUCACUUCCGCCGCCACCGCCGCGGCUCGAGCUCCGACCCUCGCCUAGCCAAACUACUCAAGGAGGAAGAUUUCGCCGGCAUCGCCCUCCUCCGCCUCGUCUGCGCGGAGAUGAAAUUCAAGGAUAAAUGGCUUGCCUGUGUUACUCUUGGUGAACAGACCUUCCGCACCGCCAUCUCUGAUCAAACCAACCAACCUGCCUGGAAUUCUGAGAAAAAGCUUCUUUUGGAAAAAAACGGGGCUCAUGUUGCAAGAAUAUCUGUAUAUGAGACGAACAGAAUGUCGAAAAACAAUAUUAUUGGUCUUUGCGAGGUUGAUCUGUAUGACUUUCUUACUCAGGUAAGUUGUCGUGCACUUUCUUACAAGGUUUUCUUUGCCGUAAUCGUCGGCACUAUAAGUUUGUCGUGUUCCAUUGAGGACCCAAUGGAAACAGAAAAGAGUUUUGCGCGACGUAUAUUGUCUUUAGUGGAUUAUGACGAAGAUGGAAACCUUUCAUAUGAUGAAUUCUCCGACCUAAUCAACGCAUUCGGCAAUCAACUGGCUGCUAACAAGAAAGAGGAGCUUUUCAAAGCUGCUGACGUGAACGGGGAUGGAAACGUAAGCAUGGAUGAGUUGGCUAUGCUUCUAGCUGUUCAACAAGAAAAGGGGGGCCCACUUCUUAACUGCUGUCCCGUGUGCGGUGAAGUUCUCAAAGUCUCCGAAAGGUUGAAUUCUAUGGUUCACUUGACUCUCUGUUUCGACGAAGGGACUGGAAGUCAGGUUAUGACGGGUGGUUUCUUGACCGACAAGCAAGCUUCAACCGGGUGGAUGUUUAAAGUAAGUGAAUGGGCUCAUUUUUCGUCGUAUGAAGUUGGUUUAAGGUCUGGAUCGAGCGCUUCACAUAUUCUGGUUUUUGAUCGACGAAGAAGGACAUUAGUCGAGGAAAUAAUCGAUGGCAAGAUUGUUUUAUCGAUGAGAGCAAUUUAUCAAAAUAAAGUCGGACUUGGCCUCAUGGACAUAGGUGUAAAAGAACUCCUGCAAAGCAUCUCAGAAAAGCAAGGAAGGAAAAUGGACACAGCUGAAUCGGCUAAGAAUAUACCAAAGUUUAUCGAGUCGUUUAAGGAUCAAUUAAAUAUGUCUGAAGUCAAAUACCCUCUGGAGAAUUUUAAGACGUUUAAUGAAUUCUUUAUACGAGAGUUAAAGCCAGGUGCUAGGCCAAUCGCCAGCCCUGAGUGUGAUGACGUGGCAGUAUGUGGGGCCGAUAGCCGUUUGACUGCAUUUGAAUCUGCUUCAGAUUCUAUUAGAUUUUGGAUUAAGGGCCGGAAAUUUUCUAUAAAAGGUCUUUUGGGGACUGAAGUUUGCUCGGAUGCCUUCGUUAAUGGAAGUCUAGUGAUAUUUCGGUUGGCUCCCCAGGACUAUCAUCGAUUCCACGUUCCCGUUUCUGGAAUUAUUGAGAAAUUUGUGGAAAUACCUGGAUAUUUAUACACGGUUAACCCAAUUGCAGUGAACAGCAAGUACUGUAACGUGUUCACUGAAAACAAACGUGUCGUAUCUGUAAUUUCGACCGAGGAAUUCGGAAAGGUUGCUUUUGUUGCUAUCGGAGCAACAAUGGUUGGUAGUAUCACUUUCACUAAAAAGGAAGGCGACUGUGUCAAGAAAGGAGACGAGUUUGGAUAUUUCUCGUUCGGCGGAAGCACGGUUAUUUGUGUUUUCGAGAAGGACACAAUAAAGAUAGACGACGACCUAUUGGAAAACAGUUCAAGAGCACUCGAGACAUUGGUUUCGAUGGGAAUGAAAUUGGGAGUCUCGACUAAGCAACGCUAGAGUUGCCGAAAAGGUGGAAAUCGUGUGUGGUGCAUGUGCAUGAAACUAACCAUUAAACAAAAAGACCGACUAGAGUGCAUGUACAUUGUUUUCGUUUCUAUUGUUCUCCGACUUUCGAAAUUGGCCUUUUCGUUGUCUUGUUGGCUUUCUAUUUGAAUGUACAUUAAUCUUUGC